CAGGGAAGGCUCCGCUGGGGAGAGGCAGGAUGCAACCCACCCUGGCGCUGCUCUACUUCAUCUUCGGGGGGAUCCUGCCAGGCGCGACAUCCAGGAGGAAGCAGACGGAGCCCGGGCCAUGUGAGCUGCCCCGAUCGCAGGGAGAGCUAAACUCCUUCUUGUGGACCAUUCGCCGGGACCCCCCGGCCUACCUGUUUGGUACCAUCCACGUGCCCUAUACGCGGGUGUGGGACUUCAUCCCUGAGAACUCCAAGGCAGCGUUCCAGGCCAGCUCCAGCGUUUACUUCGAACUGGACCUCACUGAUCCCUACACCAUCUCAGGCCUGGCCAGCUGCCAGCUGCUGCCCCACGGCGAGAACCUGCAGGACGUGCUGCCCCGGGAACUCUACCGCCGCCUCAAGCGGCACCUGGAGUACGUCAAGCUGAUGCUGCCGCACUGGAUGACCCCAGACCAGCGGGGCAAGGGGCUGUAUGCCGACUACCUCUUCAACGCCAUUGCUGGCAACUGGGAGCGCAAGAGGCCCGUCUGGGUGAUGCUGAUGGUCAACUCCCUGACUGAGACGGACAUCCGCUCCCGAGGGGUGCCGGUACUAGACCUCUACCUGGCCCAGGAGGCUGAGCGGACGAAGAAGAGGACAGGAGCUGUGGAGAGGGUGGAAGAGCAGUGCCACCCACUGAAUGGGCUCAACUUCUCCCAGGUGCUGUUUGCUUUGAACCAAACCUUGCUACAACAUGAAAGUCUACGAGCAGGCAGCUUGCAGGCCCCAUACACUACUGAAGAUCUCAUCAAGCAUUAUAACUGUGGAGACCUGAAUGCUGUCAUAUUCAAUCAUGAUACUUCCCAGCUCCCUAACUUCAUCAACACAACGCUCCCUCCACAUGAGCAAGUGACGGCUCAGGAGAUAGACAGCUACUUCCGACAGGAGCUCAUUUACAAGAGGAAUGAGAGGAUGGGGAAAAGAGUGAUGGCCCUUUUAAAGCAGAACACAGACAAGAGCUUCUUCUUUGCCUUUGGAGCAGGUCACUUCCUGGGUAACAAUACUGUGAUUGAUGUGCUGAGACAAGCAGGCUUUGAAGUGGAGCAUACACCUGCUGGACAACCAAUUGGAAACUCAAGGACAAAGAACACAAGCCCUUCUUCGGGAGGGUCCUCAGGAACAGCUGCAUCUGCUGUCCAUAUUUUUGAGCCUGUACCAGUGUCUUCUCCCUCUUCGAUUCCUCUUCAGUCAGAUGAAGAAGACAGCCUUCCACCUCACCUCCUGCUACCAGAUAGCAUCAGCCAGCUGGAAGAGUUUGGCCGUCAGAAGAAAUGGCAUAAGAAGCAGCACAAACACCAUCGCCAAAGGCAGUUCAAUGAUCUGUGGGUUCGAAUAGAAGACAGCACGACCACGCUACCUUCCCACAUCAGGAUAACCAAUGGCUACAUCACAGUCAAUCCUCCCGUUUGGUUUUCAAACCAACUGGAUCAGAGACCACGUUCAGCUCUCCCGUUCCACCGUCAGCCAAAGAGCUCAGCUGCUGGCCGGGUAUUGGCGCCAUCCAUAACUGCUUCUUUCUAUGUGUCAAUAGUGUCUUUUGUCCUGAGUCUAUUGAGGCCUUCCUGACCAACCUAGGAUUACGUGCAAUACCUAAAAUGGAGAACAGAGAUAAUUUAUGAAUGAGUGUGUGGUUUUCUCCAUGACGGUUUCAACCUGGACCUUCUCACCAAGGAGAAAUCGUAGUGUCUCUAGCUGGUUUUGUCUCUUAGCCCAGAUAUAUUUUGAAACUCUAAAGCUUUAUUGUAACACUGACUUACAUCUUCUUUUUUGUAGAAGGAUCUUUAUUUCCCAUAGUGCUAUGGGGCUUUGUAAAAUAUAUGUGUUCAUAUAUAUAUAAAAAAAAAAAAAGUGUAUUUAUUCAACUGGUAAACUUAUUUUUCUUGGUAUUGGAUAUGUUAAUAACAUCCCCAUUAAA
Molecule: messenger RNA, 1953 nt
Organism: Caretta caretta (loggerhead turtle)
Lineage: Eukaryota; Metazoa; Chordata; Testudines; Cheloniidae
Gene: TRABD2B
Product: TraB domain containing 2B
Biological process (GO): negative regulation of Wnt signaling pathway
Cellular component (GO): plasma membrane; organelle membrane
Molecular function (GO): metalloendopeptidase activity; Wnt-protein binding
Source: RefSeq, a predicted model, not a curated record